AUGGCUGCCGCAGCGAAAGCACUCAACCUCAUGUACCGCCUGGCCGUGCCGGUCAGUGCCGGCGCAUUCCUUGCCAGCCAGUCCCUCUUUGAUGUUAAAGGUGGCACCAGAGCAGUCAUCUUCGACAGGUUGUCAGGUGUGAAGGAGGAUGUGAUCAACGAGGGCACCCACUUCCUGAUUCCAUGGCUGCAGAAAAGCAUCAUCUUCGAUGUGCGAACCAAGCCGAGGAAUAUUGCUACCACGACAGGCAGCAAGGAUUUGCAAAUGGUCAGCUUGACGUUGCGUGUGUUGCAUCGGCCAAACGUCAGGGCUCUGCCAAAGAUUUACCAGAACCUUGGCGUCGACUACGACGAGCGUGUUCUCCCUUCUAUCGGUAACGAAGUCCUCAAGGCCAUCGUCGCUCAGUUCGACGCCGCAGAGCUCAUCACCCAGCGAGAGGCGGUCUCGCAGAAGAUCCGAAGCGAGCUCACCCGACGCGCUUCCGAGUUCAACAUUGCUCUCGAGGACGUCUCCAUUACACACAUGACCUUUGGCCGCGAGUUCACCAAGGCUGUCGAGCAGAAGCAAAUUGCCCAGCAGGAUGCAGAGCGAGCUCGCUUCAUUGUCGAAAAGGCCGAGCAGGAGAGACAGGCAAACGUCAUCCGAGCAGAGGGCGAAGCCGAGAGUGCCGAGACCAUUAGCAAAGCCAUUUCCAAGGCAGGCGAUGGCUUGAUUCAGAUCCGAAAGAUUGAGGCCAGCAGGGAGAUUGCUUCUACGCUUUCAUCUAAUCCGAACGUGGCUUACCUGCCAAGCGGAAACUCGGGCAAUGGAGCCCAGUACUUGUUAUCUGUAGGACGUGUUUAG
This is a messenger RNA of Ustilaginoidea virens, 843 nucleotides long. RefSeq lists its product as uncharacterized. The transcript has 2 exons. Gene Ontology annotation, cellular component: membrane; mitochondrion. Gene Ontology annotation, biological process: mitochondrion organization. The coding region runs from base 1 to 843 and encodes 280 amino acids. NCBI's taxonomy places the organism in Eukaryota, Fungi, Ascomycota, Sordariomycetes, Hypocreales, Clavicipitaceae. The record is from RefSeq and is a predicted model, not a curated record.